Heteronotia binoei (common prickly gecko) is the source of this 2457-nucleotide messenger RNA. It is a transcript of the gene AHRR, whose product is annotated as aryl hydrocarbon receptor repressor. Gene Ontology annotation, biological process: regulation of transcription by RNA polymerase II. NCBI's taxonomy places the organism in Eukaryota, Metazoa, Chordata, Lepidosauria, Squamata, Gekkonidae. Gene Ontology annotation, molecular function: protein dimerization activity; nuclear receptor activity; transcription cis-regulatory region binding. The coding region runs from base 58 to 2247 and encodes 729 amino acids. The transcript is spliced from 10 exons. Gene Ontology annotation, cellular component: aryl hydrocarbon receptor complex; nucleus. The record is from RefSeq and is a predicted model, not a curated record.
AGUGUUAACUUUCAUCGCAUUUCACGGGUUGUGCUUUUCAGCUUCCAUGCCUGGACGAUGAUUCCACCAGGAGACUGUCUGUAUGCUGGGAGGAAAAGACGGAAACCCAUUCAAAAACAGAGGCCUGCCCUUGGAAAUGGGAAGUCCAAUCCUUCCAAGAGACACCGAGACCGCCUGAAUGCUGAAUUAGAUCACCUGGCCAGCCUCCUGCCUUUCCCGCCAGACAUCAUCUCCAAACUGGACAAGCUGUCCGUCUUGCGUCUCAGUGUCAGCUACCUUAGAGUCAAAAGCUUCUUCCAAGCUGUUCAAGACAAGCACCUGUCCAAGCAAGGGAGUAAUGGACUGAAGGAAGUGGGCUUUCUCAAGAAUCCUGUCGUACCUGGUGAACAUGGGCUCUUACUUGAGACACUGAGUGGUUUUGCACUUGUGGUGAGCGCUGACGGAAUGGUAUUCUAUGCAUCCCCAACAAUAGUGGAUUAUCUAGGAUUUCAUCAGACUGAUGUAAUGCAUCAGAAUAUAUACGAUUAUAUUCACGUGGAUGACCGGCAAGACUUCUGUAGACAACUGCACUGGGCCAUGAAUCCGCCACAACUGCUGUCUAGUCAGAACACACAGACGGAGGCAGGAGAAGAAUUCAUCCUUAAUAAAAUGUUUAAAGCACAGGAGAAUAACACGACGCCAACAGACUUUUCGCCCUUCUUAACUCGUUGUUUUACUUGUCGAAUCCGCUGCCUUUUAGAUACUACUUCUGGCUUCCUUACAAUGCAAUUUCAAGGCAAACUAAAGUUUCUCUUUGGACAAAGAAAGAAAUCUCCCUCUGGAGAGGCAUCACCUCCUCAGCUGUCCUUAUUCUGCAUCGCUGUGCCUGUUCUGCUGCCUUCCGCGACCGACAUGAAGUUAAAAAGCCUUCUCAUGAAAGCAAAAUGCAGGCCUGAUAAUGCUGCCACAGCAUACACAAACCCAAAGGCUAUUUCAGGACAGCAUGUGGAUGAUUUCCAUGGAAGGAGCAAUUUUCUAGAAGGAAAGAAUAAUAAAGACAUGAUGAAAUGGCAAGCAAACGAAGAUCUCUGGGUUUGGAUACAAGCAAAUUCACAAGUUUGUUGUAGAAACGGUUCGUCUGACUAUGCCACUGCCCUCCGUCAAGCUCCCAAGGAAGGCGACAAUCAUCAGAAGAUACCCAACAGCACAGCAAGCCUGAAAGGGAACAGAGAUACGCUCGAACUAAUGAAGCACCACAAAUGGACCACAGCGAAAAAAGAGCAGGACUGCAUAAAAGUCAAGUUUGAGCCUCACACAGAUGACGACGAAUGUUUUAGUCAGCAAGAAUAUGUCAGUUCUAAUGGGUUGCUCUUUGGCAUUCAACACGGUAACAGUGCAAAUGGCACGUGGACAUCGAGGAAUUCAUCGAGUUCUUGUACUAGAGGGCAGCACAACGAGAAUAUGUGCCCAAACAAAACUCUGAGACCAUUCUACAGUAGAGACCAGCGAAUCUUCGGUUUAUCGGCUGCCUGUUCAUCGCACUGGGGGGGCAUAGAAAAUUGCCAGCCUCAUCCACACUUGCCACAGUACACAGCAGAUGGGCAUUCAGCAGAAGGCACCAAACCGCAGUAUCCACUAAUAUCUCCAGAGGCGCUGUGCAACCCACAGAACAUGCCGAUCAAAACUGAAUACGACUCAGAUUCUGAAAACGUCGUUCACAGUUAUGCCGUUUCCCCAAGUCGAGUCUGGACGGAUGAAAAGAGUGCGGCAAAGAAGGCCUCAGGUCAUUUCCCUAACAGGGUUCAUCUCAAAGCAGAACUGGACUUCAGUGAACAGCCGCCUCUGUGCCAAAGUCCAAAGCGCUGGGUUUAUUCACCAUAUAAUUGGCAACGCCUUGUGAUGCAUCACACCAACAACAUCGGUCGAAACGGAUCUGGCAAAGGCGUGCACUACAAGGAGACAACUCCGCUGGGCCCCCAGAACCCCAUCUGUGUAGAAACUACAGAGGAUAUGCAAGGAACGUAUUGCUGUAAUACUUUUUAUAAUACCAGUUUUGUAGAUGAGAGAGAGCUAAAUACCCAGGUGCUGAAGACACACUGUGAGUUUAAGAACCCCAGCUUUAUUCCAACAAUCAAGCACGAACCUUUAGAUUCUCCGCCUGUAUCUGCAAGUGGUCAGAAUGGAGUCCAAGCUACUUUCUCGGAUUAUGUAUUUGGCUCUCAGCCUCAUAAAAUAAUGGGGUGCGCGUUUUCACAACAAACGGUGUAGUGUGUCAAAAUGUGUAUAAGUGUUGCUUGCAGCAUCGGUAGUGCAGAGACAGGACAAGAAAAAGGUACUUCCUCUUGCUGAGCAGUGCCGUGCCUUGCCUAACACAUGAAUUGUGGGCAACUUGCGCUCUGAUUCUGGGCGCACGUCACCCACAAAACAGGGUAUAUAGAAGUGCCCUUAAUUUUUACUAAACCACACUGUGAUAUCUUG